Messenger RNA from Kalmanozyma brasiliensis GHG001, 918 nucleotides. RefSeq names its product Protein of unknown function DUF1183, TMEM66. Gene Ontology annotation, cellular component: endoplasmic reticulum membrane. The coding region runs from base 1 to 918 and encodes 305 amino acids. The transcript has a single exon. Gene Ontology annotation, biological process: regulation of store-operated calcium entry. The record is from RefSeq and is a predicted model, not a curated record. Lineage: Eukaryota; Fungi; Basidiomycota; Ustilaginomycetes; Ustilaginales.
AUGAAGAAGAAAGCUCCAUUCCUCGGCGUGCUGGCCAGCGCCUUGCUCGCCGCGCUCCUCUUGCUUAGCCCCACCUCGGCCUACCAGCCCAAUGCGCCCUACUACGGUGCCGGCCGCCGCAUUCGCAUGGACUCUCUCAAGACUCUCACGUUCUACUCGGACAAGCGCACCGCCUAUCGGCGCACAUCUCCACUCCCGCAACUCACAUGCGUGGGGUCUCCCUGCCAGCGCUACCAGCCGGACGUGGUGCAGUGCCAGUCGAUGGGCAACGAGCAGUGGAAGUGCCACGCCGACCUGCCACGCACCAUGCGCAUGGGUCGCGUCGAGGUCUCCUGCGAAGGGUACGACUACAGCGACGACCCGUGGGUGCUCAAGGACAGCUGUGCGUUGGAGUACACCCUCCUGCCGAGUGGUGUGGGCGCAGACGACCCAUGGCGCAGCUACACACCCAACGGGAGAUCGAGGUGGGGAGAGGCGCUAGUUGAAGGGCUGUUCUGGAUCGUGUUCCUGGGCAUACUCGCCUUCAUCGUCAUCGGACUUGUCAGAGCCAUCAGGGGAGAUAGCGGGGCAAACACCGGUGGAGGAAGAGGAGGUGGCGGCGGAGGCGGAGGCUGGUGGCCAGGAACAGGCCCAUACAACCCACCACCACCAUACACACCCAAACCCGACCCCGACUCGAGCUCGUCAGGAUGGAGACCAGGCUUCUGGACAGGCCUCGGCGUGGGCGGUCUCGCCGGCCACGCUGCCGCCAACUCGCGCCACAGACACUACGAGCCACCACAAGCGAGCUUCAAUCUUGGAUAUGGCGGCGGCGCAAGAAGAAGAGGCUGGGACGACGAUGACAGGGGAGUUGGCUCAAGCUCAUCUUUCGGCGGUAUGAGGGAAACCACGGGCUUUGGAGGCACUCGAAAUCGAUGA